CCCUCCGUGUGGAAACAACAUCCUCCUCCUCGCCGCUCUCGCUGUCAUUCGUCCAAGGCAAAGCCAGCCGGUGCGAUCGUGGCGCUGGCGGAGUGGAGCAGCGAGAGCCGCAUGUAAAUGAACAUCUCCCCCCGCCGUAUUAUCACCUGAGGAUCACGGAAAGCUGUCCCAUUCUCGGCGACGGGACCGCGGCGUGUGUGGGAGAUCGGAGAUUAAAGUGCACUUUGGAGCCGCUCGCCGCUCGGCGCUGCUCGUCGCACUGCACGAGGAGAGGAGGAGUGCCUCUCUGCCGCCCCCUGCUGACCAUGCGGAGUGCGUGUGCGGUGGUCCUGGCUCUGGUUGCUGCAGCCCUCAGCGCAGCAGACUCCGACACGCACAGACCGAGACAUGACUCCAACCUGGAGAUCUACAAGCGGCUGUUUGAAACCAAGAGGAAAGAUCAGCUGAACGCUCUGAAGAACCUGGUUGAGCUGAACGAUAUCAACCAGCAGUACAAGAUCAUAGACAUCAUGCUCAAAGGACUCUUCAAGGUGCUGGAGGACUCGAGACAGAUCCUGGUCGCGGCCAACAUGCAGCCAGACGACCCGUUCCCCAUGGAUGAUAAGAUCAAAGAAGCUUAUUCCCAUGUGGUGGAGAACACAGCGUUUUUCGGCGACGUGGCGUUGCGUUUUCCCCGUAUUGUCCACCACUACUAUGACCGCAACGCUGACUGGGGGGGUCUGCUGCGUUGGGGGCUGCGUUUCUGCAACCUGACAGGAGUUUUCACCGGAGGGGCCCACCAACACGUCCUCACCCUGAUGUCACAAGAGCUGGGAAUAACAGAGAAAUCCCCAGACUUCACCAACCCAUACCGCACAGAGAGAGACGAUGUGCUUCACACUGCAGAGGCUUUCCAGAAGAUCCUCAGGGAGGAGGAGAAGAGGAGGAGAAAGGAAGAGAAGAGGAAAGAAAUCAGGAAGGGACCGCGCAUCUCCCGCUCGCGCACCGAGCUAUAGUGCUGCACUUCACUGUUUUUGGAGAGCGGAGCAGAGCGGAGGGGAGAGGAGGCGAGGGGGAGACGAAGAGCAUAAAGCAUACGCACAGUCCACAAAGGGGUGGCUUGAGUUGUAGACUCCGGUGACAGUGGAAAUAUUGUGUGGAGGCCAGGUGCUCUGUUGAAAAUGAAAGAGGAACCUUUGAUGUGACACAAAAACAUUAAAGAGGAAGUGAAGGAUCAUGCUGUUGCUGGCAGUGGCCUCAGUGAACUGCUGUACUCAGGUGCAGUGAAUUCAAAUUGGAAAAUAAAAAGAUGCUAUAGGAGGUAAAGUCAUUUCUGGAAUAGGAUUUGAUAAGGGAUCCUCACUUUUGAUAAUUAGAGGAUUACAUACCUGUACUUGAGAAUAUCAUUAAUUUUAGUAUGAUGAAUUUGCCUAAAAAAAACAAUUGCAAAAUCCAUUGUAUGGGGUCUUGUCUAAGUUUAAUGUGUCUAAAACCCAUAUGCUUCAAUAAGUGUGGUCUGCCAAAUUAAAAGCUGCUCUCACCACAUUUAAAUGUGGCCUGUUAGCUUAAGCUUGAAUCUGUGAAUUUUUUUUUUUUUUUUUUUAAAUCUGUGUUUCCUUCCUUUAACCCAGAGCUAGAUUUGUUAGAAGAGAUUUAUAUAAGGAUGUUUGUGAAUGGAUAGAUUUAUGUUACCACUGCAUAACUACAUUGUUUGGAAUUACAUGCGCUACCAUUGGCUCAUUCACUCUGUCAUUUUGAAUAAUUAAACAUUCUUCCCCCACAGAGAAGAUCCUCAGUGAAAUUGCCUUUUAUCUGUUUGGCAACCUCCCUCAAACCAUGUGCACUUCCUUUUGUCACCCAUAUCUACUGUUUGAUCGCCCGGUAGUUAAUGGAACAGCUUUGACCUUGUGGAGAAAAAACAAAACAAAACAAAACAAAUGUCAUCAUUCAUCUUUCAGCCCAGCACUUAUUUCUUCAUUAGGCUAUUUUGUUUUUAUAGAAGUCUUUUUUUUUUUCUUUUUAUAUUUUGCUGGAAAUUGACAUAUUUUAAUGAAUUAGAUCUAUCAAAUUGAGAGGAUUGGUGUAAUUUUGGAAUAGUAAUAAGACUGUUAUAUAAAUAUAUGUAUAUUCAGAGAGACAAUAUCAUUGCUCCGAAGCUAAUGAACAAGCCUACAAUUUUGUUCAUUUUGUUAUCAACUUUAAUGAAAUAAAGUGACUAUGAGUAUAUAU
Molecule: messenger RNA, 2208 nt
Organism: Myripristis murdjan (pinecone soldierfish)
Lineage: Eukaryota; Metazoa; Chordata; Actinopteri; Holocentriformes; Holocentridae
Gene: ccdc134
Product: coiled-coil domain containing 134
Exons: 7
Coding region: 306-995 (229 amino acids)
Source: RefSeq, a predicted model, not a curated record